CGAUUCACGAGCCAUGCUACCGUGGCAGUUUGCUUCAGAUAAGAACCAAUCCCAAGCCCUGAUCCCUUGCGUCACGCGGUUAGGUACCCAUUCCACGAAUCCUCACCCUUCCCUCUCCCUCUCCUCCACUUGUCCGCCUUAGGGUGCUUCUGUGCCGCCAUCUCUCCCCUCCGUUUCCUCCACACCUUCUUUUCUCCCCCUGGCCAGUUUUAUUGCCCAAGUCUCACUGUCGAUUGCUCAUAUUAGACUGAGAUCAACCCAUCCCUCGCAUCCGCUUCCGUAUUCCGUCAGUUCGACCUAGUUCUCGCUUCCUCGUUUUUUUUAUUUGCUUUGUCAGCUAAAAUUCUUCGCCUCUAUGGAUCAAAUGUCGACCUUCACGAUGGAUCAAAGCUCAGAACCGUGCUCGUCAUGGAAGUCGAGCUCGAGGGAGAAUUUCGGCGACUAUGUGCUCAUGGUCCAAUGCCUGAUAGAGCGAUGCCUACUCAUCGACUUGAGUCGGGACGAAUGUGUGUACACCCUAGCAAGACGGGCCAGAAUCGACCCCGCAGUUACGCUUGCAGUUUGGAAGGGGCUUGAGAAGCAGAACCCUGCAUUUUUCGAGGAGUACUCGCGUCGGCCACACAACAGCGAGACUCGCAAGGCCAGACGUGCUCAGCAGGCGGCGCAUCAACAACUGCAAUCCGCUAAGAUGCUUCAGUACCUAGACGCCUGGCAAUUGCCUUGUAACGGAACCUGAGCUUCAACCAAUCCCUGGAACUAAUCACCUCGAAUGGUCCAGUUGGGGGCGAAUCCUCCUUCUGGCGUGAUGCUGGCCUGCUGAGGAGCUCUGCACGCCGAGUGAAGCAUCCUGUUUUCAAGAGCCACUGACGAUCCCAGCAUGCUGCAUGCAGCUGGUGCUGCUACCGCCAUUGCUGCGGCAAUGCAGCAGAACGGACUGAUCUUGGAUGAGCCCCUAUCAUUGGCUAGGUACACGUGAGAACGCAGGUCAAGCAGGAAUCGCAGUAGAGAGUUGGCUUAUGUCAUUUGUACAUAAUUUGAGUGUGACUUCGUGUGAGUGGUAGUUUGAGAUAGGAUCUUACUGAUGGCAAGGAUUGUUUUCAAUGUUCAGCAUGAGCCAGUAGUUCAGGCUUGGAAUUAGUAAACUAGAGGGUUGACAAUAUGAGGCACGUUAGG
Molecule: messenger RNA, 1173 nt
Organism: Closterium sp. NIES-67
Lineage: Eukaryota; Viridiplantae; Streptophyta; Zygnematophyceae; Desmidiales; Closteriaceae
Source: the annotation of a GenBank genome assembly